AUGUAUGUGAAAUGGUUUGAUACAGGAAUGUUAUACUAUGUGAUUUUAGUGAUUUUAGUGAAUGUCACUUUUUGUCAUUUUCAAAUUUCCCGCCAGUUCCGUCCCCCCCGUACAUCCCGACGUCACAGGGAAUGGAACCCGGAAGACAGAUGCCGGUAUCGGCCGGAUUACAUUGCCGGGGACACUGCAGGAGGGACAUCGCGGGAGCGCAGGACAAGGUAAGUGAUCGAGGGAUCCCGGAGCAGCGUCGCAUGGUAAGCCCGAGUGUAGCUCAGGGGGGUUACUGCUUUUGCUACACUCGGAAAUACCGCCAGGGGGGUUA
This is a messenger RNA of Staurois parvus, 322 nucleotides long. NCBI's taxonomy places the organism in Eukaryota, Metazoa, Chordata, Amphibia, Anura, Ranidae. The record is from the annotation of a GenBank genome assembly.